Messenger RNA from Staurois parvus, 725 nucleotides. The record is from the annotation of a GenBank genome assembly. NCBI's taxonomy places the organism in Eukaryota, Metazoa, Chordata, Amphibia, Anura, Ranidae.
UGUCUCUGGGGCUGUGGAGGCGCAGGUGGUUGUCUCAGAGAUAGAGCAGUAUCGGGGUCCAAGAUCAAUCAAGACAAGUCUGAAGUCCUUUGGUUAGGUGUGGAGGGCGAGGGCUUUGUGCUCCCGGACGCUUUCUCUGUGCCUCAGCAGUCCGUCAAAGUAUUAGGCAUUGAAUUUGGCCCGGCCGAUUAUGGCAAAUCGAAUUGGGAGGCCAGGCUGACCAAUGCCGAAGUCAAGGUGAAAUGCUGGAAGGGGUGGCGGCUCUCCUUGAGGGAAAGGGUUGAUCUGAUCAAAACUUACCUGAUCCCCAUAUUUUUGUAUGUCAGCACAGUUUGCAUCUUGCCAGAGUUUCUUUAUACGAGGAUCUACAGUUGCUUUUUCCAGCUGUUAUGGAGAAGCAGACUGAACCUUGUGAAGCGAGAUGUGACUUACCUAUCCAGGAGGAAGGGUGGCUUAGGUAUGGUCAACCCGGUAGUCUUCUUCUCUCUGGUGUUUUUGAAGCACAAUUUUGGUAACAUGCUGGCAGAGAGACCUUCUGCAUGGGUAAGCCUCUUCCGGAACUGGUUUAGGCCUUUUCCGAGUUGCUGGGAGAGUGGUGGGCUAGUGAAAAGCCUGAGGGUUAAGCACGGAAGCUCCUGGGUGAGAGGAUUGCGUCCGUUGUUUGUCAUGCGCCGCUGGCCUUGAGGGAUUGCCCGGGCCAUAUUAUGCGAGAGGGCUUACGCUUA